CACCAACACCCACCCCUCACACCCACACCCACCCCCCCAACCCACACCCAACACCCACACCCACACCCACACCCACACCCACACCCCACACCCACACUCACACCCACACCCAUACCCAACUUCAUUAAUACAAUUACUGAAAUAACAUUUAUUAAUUUAUGCAAUUUAGAGAGAUUGAUAAGACACCUGCAUCGACUAGUAGAAGUUCAAAAAAUCAUCUAGCAUCAAAUCAAAAGUGAGUUUGUUAUUAUACUUGUGAUUUGUAUAAUUCACAAAUAGUUCUUAUCAAUUCUGAACAUCUAUUCUACAUUUUUGUAUCGAACUAAUGCAUAACGUCGUUCUGAAUAUGCGCCGUAUCGAGCAUUACAGUUACAUAUGCUUUUCCAUUAGUUUAUCGUUAGAACAAAAAAUUUAUUUGCUUGUGAGAUAGAAUCUUGUUCAGUUUACUAUGAUUAUAUUAGGAGUAAGCAUUAUAAAUUAAAAAUGACAUCUGUGGUUAAACAAACUGUUUGAAUACACUAGAGAAACGAAAGUAUGACAGUUCAUAUUAUAAUCUGACCCUAAAAGUGUGUGAGAAAAGAAACUGUAUGAGACUGAAAGAGAAAAUCUAUCGAAGGAGCAUAAGAAAACAGUUCUACUUAUUAAUCAUAUUAAAGCAUUUACAAUUUUUAAGUAUUAUUUUCAAUAGAAAAAUUCAUGAGAAAUACUUAACAAAGUAUUGAAAUUUAAUUAUUUCUAUUUUUAGUUCUAAUAUCUUGUCUCAAACAACGUCAAAUACAAAAGUACCAUAUAUAUCUCAAAGGUAACAUCCUGAUAAUAUAUUUCUAUAUAUAUCUUACUUUAAAUGCUUUAGUACAAUUACAUUGGGAACGUCGACAACAACCAAUAAACAUAUGGAUUAUAACUCGAAUCAGUGUAGCAACAAUGAAACCUCGUACAUCAUUUUGGAACGAAUUAUCAAUUUUCAUGCAGUCUCAUGGUGAUUCAUAUCAAGGAGAUGGUCGUGCUAUUCAUGAAAUAGGACGCGAACUUGGUUUAACUGACCAUAUGAUUCAAUAUGUGCAACGUGAUACCGACAAGUCCGAUAAAGUUGCUAUGAAAAUAUGGAGAAAUUUAUGUCCAACAAUUGAAGAUAAAGUAUUUGUGGGAUCAAUAAAGAGAGUUCCAACAUCUACACUUGAUAAUAUAUACGGUGAAUUCUUUUUAGUUUAUUAA
Rotaria sp. Silwood2 is the source of this 1215-nucleotide messenger RNA. The record is from the annotation of a GenBank genome assembly. NCBI's taxonomy places the organism in Eukaryota, Metazoa, Rotifera, Eurotatoria, Philodinida, Philodinidae.